AUGGAGCUGAAUCGGCGACGCAAUGAACAGAUCUUCUGGAACGACCGGCGCCGCUAUCCCGUCCGUCACAUCGAACAGCGACUCGUGGAAGAAAGCAUUCGGAUAUACAAUGAAACCGGACAGCAUCUCGAACUGCCCGAAACCGAUCUACCGCCAAAGCGUAAAAGUUCAGAGAUCGAAUACUCUGGCAUGCUACCGCCAUCCAUGAUCCCAGAGUUGCUGGAAUACAGCCGGCCGAGCACAGCGGGUCUCAGACGACGCCAUCAAUCAGCUUUCAGUCAGCGUUCAAGAUGGUCGGAUGGCCCUUCUCAACGAGCGAACAGCCAUGCUGGCGCAGCUACUUACCACGGGCCAGUUGCAGCCGAGCACGACAGGCCAUCCCAACAACCAUACAUGCCACGGGCCACAGCAGAAAAUCACAGGCCAAUGAGCCCCGAAGCACAGAUGGAGCAAGCCGACCCAGACUACAUCUACGACGCCAUGCCGAUGGAGGAUGCACACUCGAGAAGCUGGGAGAUUCUGACGGAGUCGCACGACACUGAGUACCCCAAUUCCGACGGGACGAGUACUUAG
Molecule: messenger RNA, 573 nt
Organism: Zasmidium cellare ATCC 36951
Lineage: Eukaryota; Fungi; Ascomycota; Dothideomycetes; Mycosphaerellales; Mycosphaerellaceae
Exons: 1
Coding region: 1-573 (190 amino acids)
Source: RefSeq, a predicted model, not a curated record